AUGACAAAGGAGAGAGUUGCUAAAGGGCAGGAUGCUCUGACAGACAGAGGAGACAGAGUUCGUAACCUGUGCUACAUGGUGACGCGGAGGGAGAAAAUGAAACACACCCUGUGUGACCUCCAGGAGAAGAUCUUCCACCUGCAAAUACAACUACUGGAAGAGGACAUUGAUGGAGAGAAAACCCAGAAGGGAGAAAAGAGGAAGCAGAAUGGAGUGAAGGAGAAAGGGAAGGAGAGGAGGAAGAGUAGUCCUGAGAAGAAAAAGGAGAGAUUAAAGUCAGAGAACGGCUCCCUGCUAAAAGAGCUAGGUUUGUCAAAGUCCUUCCCACUGGACAACUCUUUGUUCGAUAGCUGGCUCGCCCAGUCGGUUCAGAUCACCGCUGAUGACAUGCUAAGCCAGUGGGCCCUGGGUGCCCAGCAUCGGGACAAGAGCGGCCGCCUGCUCUCCGACCAGCUCCUGCAGGGCGAGGAGAGCCUGCUAAACCUUAUGAUGGAGAACUCCAUGCAGUCCACCUGGAAAACACCCCAGCUGGGCCGCAAACCACGAGGGGGCAACAAGCUCCAUGCUCGUGGACACCCGGCAACCCCCACCCCCACCCAGCCUCAAACACUCCUGUCUGCAGCAGCCGCCUCCGCUGCCAGCAGCACUGCAAAGAGCCUCUGGGAGAGCGUGGCGGAGGAUAAUUCCAGCCAUGUGGGCCGGAGAGGGGAAAGGUCCAGGGGCUCCUCCAAGGCCCUGCACCACCACCACAUUCAUCACCACCAGACCAGGAGCUCUGACCUGCACAGGGACCCUCCACCGCAGCCACCCAUCUCCAAAAUGGAUUCCUGUCACAUCUCGGAGGACCGCGGCUGGUGGGACAGCGUCCACACAGGGAAUGGUGUUGCGUCAGGGGCUGGAUCUGGUUUCACCGCGAGCUCAUCACCACCUCCGGCCUCUAGCCCCGGUGUCACGGUGCCUGACACAGGGGCGAUUCUACGUGGCGGGGCCCCACGUCUCCGUCUGUCCCGCCAGGGUAAAUCCAGAGGGAAGGGGUUCAGUGGAGGAGGAGGCAUAGCAGGGCUGGGGCAUGUAGACUUGCCACUCACAGGAAAGGAAUCGUCCCUGCUGGACGCUGCUGAAACUGACGGGUACUUCUCUGAUGGCGAGCAGAGUGAUACAGACACACGCUCUGGCGGACGCAAACUCCGCUUGCCGCAGUUGCAUUCUGGGAACGAGGACCUGCUGAGAAGGAGCGUGCUGGCAUCCUAAAGAACUUGAGACUCAAAUUAACACACAAACACAUACACACACAGUUAUCCAAGAAGUGUCCAGCUGGCUAAUUGUUUCCCCAUCUGUGCCCCGUAUAAAGUCUACAAAACAUGGCUGGAUGGCGUUGUUCAGCCAAUCCCUGUCACAUUUACCAGUGGAAAAUCUCUUCAGCUCUUACCUGCUUUGUUUUUGGGGGUGAAUCUGAAUGUAGCUGUUUGCCUGUCGUACAGUAAAGCUUCUCCACCGGAUCGUACUUUGUCGUUAGCUUACCACAAAAUGCGACACAUUAAACAAAAUAGGAAACAAA
Molecule: messenger RNA, 1558 nt
Organism: Micropterus dolomieu (smallmouth bass)
Lineage: Eukaryota; Metazoa; Chordata; Actinopteri; Centrarchiformes; Centrarchidae
Product: E3 ubiquitin-protein ligase Jade-2-like
Exons: 5
Coding region: 1-1251 (416 amino acids)
Source: RefSeq, a predicted model, not a curated record